This is a messenger RNA of Nicotiana tabacum (common tobacco), 3888 nucleotides long. Its product is annotated as dual specificity protein kinase YAK1 homolog. Gene Ontology annotation, cellular component: cytoplasm. NCBI's taxonomy places the organism in Eukaryota, Viridiplantae, Streptophyta, Magnoliopsida, Solanales, Solanaceae. Gene Ontology annotation, molecular function: protein tyrosine kinase activity; ATP binding; protein serine/threonine kinase activity. The record is from RefSeq and is a predicted model, not a curated record. Gene Ontology annotation, biological process: peptidyl-serine phosphorylation; peptidyl-threonine phosphorylation.
UUGUAGCUGUGACAGAGCCGGGUUUUUGCCCAAAAGAAAACAAAACAGAAAAAUCCCAAUCCGGAGCAAACUCCACCGAGCGACGGUGGCUUCCUCUCCAUUUGACACUUCUUCUUCUACCUCAGAUUCACUCGCCCAUUUCUAUUUAAUCGCUAUUUCUCUUUUUCGCCCCACUGCUUUGAUCAAUUGUCACGCCGAUAGCCUCCCACAGUCUUCUUUGUUAUCUAUCAUCAUCACCGAUAAAGACCAGUUUUUUUUACGAAAAAGGGGAAGAGAUAUUUGAGUUAAUCGCCGUAGAGGAAUGACUUGAAAAUCUUGUGUGGAUGGAUCUAUGGAUGAUAAAGAUCAUGGUUUGACUGAUGAGGAAAUUGGUUGGUGAAUGAGGAUGGGAUUAGAAUCUUCCGGUGAAACUAAUCCUCGUGAUUUCCGGAAGAUUAUUGCGAUGAUUCCUUUGCUUUAGGGUUUCGUUUGUGUUGUAAUUUGUAAUACAGAUAAUAGUUAUUAAUGGACGAGGGCAGUAGUAGUUCUAAGGAACAGGCGGCAGAGGAAACCUUAUCAUCAUCAUCUUCAUGGCGACCCAGCCAGGGAGUGUUUGGUCCUUAUUUGCCUGUUCUUCAGCCAAAUGCUAAGCCCCAAAGUUUGCGGGUAGUUGUUAGAAGACCUCUGGUGGCAAGGUUGACUAAAGAUAUCGUUGAGACAUACCGCAUCUGCAAUCCUCAGUUCAACUACUCUGAAGAAUUGAAUCCAAAGAGAUUCCUGACUUCCCCAUCGGUUGGAGUGUUGAAUGAUGGCUUUGAUAAUGCAAACUCAGACCUCAUUCUUUCGGUCAAUCUGGAGUUGGUCAAUUUGGACACAAAGAGAAGGUAUGUUAUUAAGGAUAUGCUUGGCCAUGGAACUUUUGGUCAGGUUGCGAAGUGCUGGGUUGAAGAAACACACAGAUUUCUUGCUGUUAAGGUCAUCAAAAAUCAACCAGCUUAUUAUCAACAAGCACUUGUUGAAGUUUCUAUCCUGACAACAUUAAAUAAGAAGUUUGAUCCUGAUGAUAAGCACCAUAUUGUUCGGAUCUAUGAUUACUUUGUAUAUCGACGUCACUUGUGCAUUGCGUUUGAACUGCUUGACACAAAUCUGUAUGAGCUUAUAAAGUUGAACCAUUUUAGAGGAUUGUCACUGAGCAUUGUCCAGUUGUUCUCGAAACAGAUAUUGCGUGGAUUAGCUCUUAUGAAAGAUGCUGCUAUAAUUCACUGUGAUCUGAAGCCUGAGAACAUUCUUUUAUGCACAAGUGUGAAGCCAGCUGAAGUUAAAAUUAUAGACUUUGGAUCAGCAUGCAUGGAGGAUCGUACUGUUUACUCUUAUAUCCAGAGUCGGUACUAUCGAUCACCUGAAGUUCUUCUGGGAUAUCAAUAUACCACUGCUAUUGACAUGUGGUCGUUUGGGUGCAUAGUUGCUGAAUUAUUUCUAGGACUUCCACUGUUCCCAGGAGCUUCAGAAUUUGAUCUUCUGAGAAGAAUGAUUAAAAUACUUGGGGGGCAACCCCCUGAUCACAUACUAAAGGACGCAAAAAACACCAGCAAGUUCUUCAAGUUUGUUGGGAGCAUUAAUCAUGAAGAGUGUGGAUCAGGUCCUUUGAGCAGAUCUAGUGUUUAUCAAGCUUUGACAGAAGAAGAAUAUGAAGCUAGAGAGUCAAAAAAGCCAGUAAUCGGGAAGGAGUAUUUCAAUCACAUGAACCUUGAAGCAAUCGUCAGAAAAUAUCCUUACAGGAAGAAUUUGGCAGAGGAGGAUAUUAUUAAAGAGAGUCAAAUACGAUCAGCACUAAUAGAUUUCUUGAGGGGGCUUGUGGAGUUUGAUCCAGCCAAGCGAUGGUCACCUGUGCAGGCAUCAAAGCAUCCUUUUGUGACUGGGGAGCCUUUCAUAUGUCCUUAUAGACCUGCACCAGAGACACCUCGACUGCCUGUUUCUCAGAAUGUUAAGGUGGAUCAUCACCCAGCUGGAGGCCAUUGGUUUGCUGCUGGUCUAUCCCCUAAUAUUCCAGGCAGAAAUCGAGUGCCCGUGCAGAGCAGCCCUCAUUAUCAGGUUAUGCAAUAUGCACAUGUAGGUAGCUAUGGUAGUCUAGGAAGUCAUAGUAGCUACCACGAUGGUGCUGGGCUUAGUAGCAGUUAUGGAAGUUAUGGAGAUAGCAGUAAUCUUCAUGCAUUUUAUUCGCCUGCGGGUCCAUCAGGCAUGCAUCUCUAUGCACAGAAUGGUGUAUCAAUUCUUGGAAGCAGUCCAGACACCAGGAGAUUUAAGCAGCUCCCUCCUGGGAAUGGGCUUGGUGUCAGCCCAGGAAAUUUUGUUCCUAUGUCUCUUGGAACGAGCCCAUCACAGUUUACUCCUCCUAGCAUGUAUAGUCAGAUCUCUGCUGGUUCUCCAGGAAAUUAUGGCCCUUCAUCACCAUCAAGGGGUAGUUGUCAUGGAUCACCUUUAGGGAAGAUGGCAGCAGGUAGUCAGUAUAAUAAUAGAAGAAAAGGGUGGGGAUAUCCUGGUAGCUAUCAGUCUCAAGAAAUAUCAUCAUCCCCUCACUGGCAAGGGCAGGUUGCAGAUGGAAACAACUCCAGCCAAGCCAAUUCUCCUGUCUUUGGUGGCUCUCUAUUACAUCUACACAGUAACUCAAAUCCCAGACAGCAAGGAUCAAGCAGUGCGACCGUUGGUUACUCUAAUGUGCAUAAUGUUACAAGUUCAUCAAUGCAAGGUGGGCAUACACAAUUCCAGAAAACUCAUGGUGUACAUGAUAAACCUGAGGGUAGUAACUCAUUGCCUGAUCCCGGCGAUUGGGAUCCCAAUUACAGUGAAGAACUGCUUCUGCAAGAAGAUAGCUCAGAAAUGAGCAACUUAACAAGUGAAUUCGCCAAGGGGAUACAUCUUGGUCAAGCUGCAGUCUCCCAAGAACCAUUGACUGGAGUGAGAAGACCAAGCCAGAUCUCUAAUCUAAAUCCCAGUAUGUCUCAGAGACCAACGGGGCAAACUCAAGCAUUUUUACCUGGAGAGGUAGGAAGCCCUCCUUCAGGUCAUGAGCCGCAUGCUGGAUUCAUGCACACAAUGGGAAAUCCAUCAUAUUUAAUGCCUCAUUUUGCACAAAGUUCUCCAAGCCGCUUGGGACAGCAGCCUCUUUAUCGAUUUAACCAGGGGAGACCAGCUGUUCAUUACAAUGAAAGUCAUGCCAAGGCGCAGUCAUCUCAUUCUACCUAUAAUAUGGAUGCUCCAAAUUCUGCUCCAAGGAAUGGUGCAUCAUGGGGGCGUAGAGGUAGCAACCCUAUUCCAAACAUUCCACCAACUUCCAGGACAAGAAAAGACUACAAGAGAGUUGUUUAACUUUUUGUAGUCUUCAUCGGCGAUUAUUUCGAUAAGCAGUUCAGACAAGUGAAGCAAAGCGGGUAAGCCUGCUUUAGUGGCUUGCGUUACAAAUCCUCAUCGACGUCCUUUUGUAGUGCUUGCAUAAAUGUUAAUGGUUAUAACACCACCAUGAUCUGGUCAUGCCUGUUUGUCAUCACCAUGCUCGAUCUGGGAGCUCGAAUUAUGCUGUUCUCUCCAGUUCCAAAGGGCCAAAAGACGUGGAUGUCAAUUCCCCGGAUCUAAUUUAUUGCAAGAAAACUCUAACCAAGUUGUCUGUUAGCAUUGUUGCUCCAGGGGAUUAAGGGGGAUUUAUUAAUUAUUUAUUUGAGCAAAGCUUGGUUGUGUUGAGUAGGGUGUUGAAUCAUAGUUUUAAGGUUUAUUUUUUAGCAAUCUCUUUGUAAGCUAAGACAGGAAACUUGAUUCCUUGUAAGUUGGAUAUUUAUUUCAAUAUCCUCUUAACACAUCAAUGUGACUACUCAUAAAAUGGAAUGACGUGAAGAAGCGUGUAAUUUGUGUUCUUAA